UGUGUGCGUGCGCGCGGACGGGCGCGGGCGCGUGUGUAUGCCACGGAACAAACUUCGCGCAGACCUUAUCAAGUCCCGUCAGGAGCGGGAGUCCAAUGGUCAGCGUUGGCCGGCUGAUCUUUGGAUGUUUGCGCUGCAGGAAGCGUGGAAGGCGGACGGGCUCUGCGGCAGUCGAGCGUGUCUGUGUUGACAAAGACCCCCAAAAGUUCGGCCGGGUUCGGCGGCUCUCAUCGCAGCCAUGUCCGGACCGCCUAGAUUUGUGAGCCCGUUCCACGGACCCCGGUGUCUGGCUGCGGCCGCGGCUCCGGCGGGGAAAGCCAAGCUGACGCACCCGGGCAAGGCGAUCCUGGCAGGUGGAAUAGCCGGAGGCAUCGAGAUCUGCAUCACCUUCCCCACGGAGUACGUGAAGACGCAGCUGCAGCUGGACGAGAAGGCCAAUCCUCCCAAAUACAGAGGAAUCGGCGACUGUGUGAAGCAGACGGUGAACAGUCAUGGGGUGAAGGGUCUUUACAGGGGCCUGAGCUCUCUGCUCUACGGCUCCAUACCUAAAGCGGCCGUCAGGUUCGGGAUGUUUGAGUUCCUCAGUAAUAAGAUGCGUGACGAGACGGGCAAACUGGACAGCAAGCGAGGGUUCCUCUGUGGCCUCGGGGCUGGAGUCGCUGAAGCUGUGGUGGUCGUCUGCCCGAUGGAGACGGUCAAGGUCAAAUUCAUCCAUGAUCAGACAUCAGCAAAUCCGAAGUACAGGGGAUUUUUCCAUGGGGUGAGGGAGAUUGUUAGAACUGAAGGACUGAAGGGGACUUACCAGGGUCUAACUGCCACCGUUCUGAAACAAGGCUCCAACCAGGCCAUUCGCUUCUACGUCAUGACUUCACUGAGGAACUGGUACAAAGGAGAUGACCCCAACAAGGCCAUCAACCCGAUGAUAACUGGUCUGUUUGGAGCUGUCGCUGGAGCCGCUAGUGUGUUUGGAAACACUCCCCUGGAUGUCAUCAAGACCAGAAUGCAGGGUCUUGAAGCCCACAAGUACAAAAGCACAAUGGACUGCGCCAUUAAGAUCAUGAAGCACGAGGGACCAAAGGCGUUCUACAAAGGUACUGUGCCUCGGCUGGGUCGCGUCUGCAUGGAUGUGGCCAUAGUCUUCGUUAUUUAUGAGGAAGUCGUGAAGGUCCUGAACAUGGUCUGGAAGACGGACUGAAGUGGACCCCGCAGUGCUACUCAAGCAGGAGCUUUGGGACAGGCCGCCACCUUUUUUUAACUAGGCCGAGUCCCGAAUCAGCGAUCUUAAACCCUGCUUUAGGUUCUAACGUCUACCUCUAGGUGAUUAUCAGAAAGAAGGAAAGGGAUGGGUAUAUUCUUGAUUUGUUUUUAUAGCACAGCUACCAUGAGUGGAAGGAUGCCUGCAUGGGAGGAUACGCUCAGGUUGCAGAAUUAAUUACUUAGACUUGCUUGUUUCUCUCUUUGAGACCUCAGGGAGGCAUUUAUUUAAAUGAAAGAGGAACACGCAGCACAUAGAGGCUCUCGCCUACAGUGCUUUAAGUUGGAGUUACACUCACGCUGUAUGUACUUAAUCAGAGGCAAACUAAAACCAACAUAAUGUGACUUAGGCACGAAUGUACUUGAAAAUUAGAGAUUAUACUAGAUGUCCAACAUUUAAAGCUUAUUUUAUAUGCAAGUAUUAAGUUUUUUUUAAAGCUGCUUUUAUUUCCUUUAGUAUACAGUAAUACAGUCUCAUUCUGAGGCCACAGGUAUACUUAAAAACUAAAUGCCUUCAAUCACAGCUGUCACAAACUUAUAGGAGCUGUAGCAAGUUGCUAUUUAGUUAGAAAAAUGCACGUUUCCAUCAAUCUGUGACUUCUAAAGAGGGCUGUUUUAAUUCAGGUAAUUUACAAGACUGAUCUUAAAACAAUUCAAGUGCCUAUGUAUGAUAUGCUUCAUGUGGAGAUCUUUUCAGAUUAGGAAUAAUUGAAUGCAUGUUGUAUGUCCUUAGCCACUACAUGUAUUAAGUGUGUCUGAUGUGUUUAAAUCUUCUUAAUUCCUUGCCACUGUUAGUGUUUUAAUAAUUCCUUGUUUCUAUAUUUUAAAUUGCCUUUACUGCUUGGGAAAUGCCAAUAUUGGUGCCUUUCAUCUCAUUCCAGGAGGAUGAGUGGUUUAGGGUUUAGCAGAGUUUAUGAUUCCGUUCUUUGUUUUUAACUACUUCAUUUUAACUGCCUUUGCUUUUAAUGUGAGUUGACAACCAAUUUGUGCCAGCGGCUGCUUCUCAAGACAGUUGUCAGUCAGUUGUCAGAUUGUUAGAGUUGCCAAACUCACAAAUGUGAUUCAGUGUAACAGCAGCACAGAUUGAAUGUUCCCCAAUGACCACACAGCAACACAGAAGAUCAUCUGUGUAUCUUUGAGGCGCUGGGUGUACCUAAUAAAAUGACAGCUGAGUGGGGAAUGCCAUGUUAUGAACUUUAGAUUGUGGGUCUGGCAUGUUUACAUGUAGUAAUUGUCUGUGCUCAUCAAACAGUGUUUACUCUGAGCCUUGCAUUCAUGUAGAUCUGUGUCAUGUUAUUAGAUCAGUGGCCCCAGUAGUGAAACCACAGUUUUGUGCCUUCAGACUAAUGGAAGAAGAACUCUUUUAUUUGUCACUUACAAUGUCACAAUGAAAUUGGCUGUUCUCUACAAACAGAGCUACCAGGCCACCCAAUAUGUAUGCUUGCAAAUAAAUCAGAUCAGAGAAUA
This is a messenger RNA of Betta splendens (Siamese fighting fish), 2721 nucleotides long. It is a transcript of the gene slc25a1b, whose product is annotated as slc25a1 solute carrier family 25 member 1b. Gene Ontology annotation, biological process: mitochondrial citrate transmembrane transport. The record is from RefSeq and is a predicted model, not a curated record. The coding region runs from base 239 to 1195 and encodes 318 amino acids. The transcript has 9 exons. NCBI's taxonomy places the organism in Eukaryota, Metazoa, Chordata, Actinopteri, Anabantiformes, Osphronemidae.